AUGUCCAUCACAGGUGCUUCUCAGGCUCAUGUCGUCAUCCCCGUCUCCAUCACGAAUCUGGUCCUCAACCUUCUCCAAGCCCACCCCAAUCUACACGCCUCCCUCCUUGUCAGCCCCGCCGCCGCCGCCCAAGUUCAGCGCAACCUUGUCCAGCUCACCGCAUUCCUCGGUCUCGACUCUGUCGAUCAGCUGAAGGCGGGCUAUGAGGCGGUUGUUGACCGACUGCAGCUCGUCGAGUGCUGUACCAAGGGCUUUGAGCCCUCACCCGUUUUGAGUGCUUCAAGCGCUCAGAUGGAAGCCAAAGACUUUUCUGAGGCUCUCCCGGGUGCUCUUGCUUCGUUAUACCACAGCUCUAGGCAAGCCGAGGGUGUGGAAACAAGUUUGCGAGCAUCAAGCCUACUUCCAUUAUCUACGACAUUCUUUGUUCCCGAGAUCACCCGCGCCGUGCUCAAUGACAGCAACAUUCCUCUUCCUCCCCUCGUCGCAUUCAUGCCGACCAACUCCAUUGGCGCCUACCAUGUAAUGACGUCCGAGGACAAGGGUGGUGCUUUUGCCCGCCUCGAUCGCCUCACCAAGGAGGAGAUCGCCAAGGGAUCCACACCGAAGGAGGCUUACCAAAAGUACACCAACGUCUUUGACGGCAAGGUGAUCAAUCUCCCUGGCCCCCCGCCCAAACGAGUACGGACCUCAUACGUGCUGUCUUCCUGGUGCCCCGAGACUCUAAUAGGUGUUACCAAGGCCUCCGUGGGUGUGCGAGACUCAUCGGUAACUGGCCUGAUCUUGACAGGGUCGGAGAUUGGUGCUGAAGGUGCGGACGCUUUGGCUGCUGACUGGGGCAGGGAUCUCUACAUUGUCGGUCCCCAGGCGCCUGCUCAAAUUUGGGGUGGAAAGACUGCUAGCAAGGCUGCUACUCCCGAUGACGCGAAGGCUUUCAAGUUUUUGGACGACAUGAAGGCUAAAUAUGGUCCCAAGUCUGUUGCGUACAUCAGUCUGAGCACCCUCUUCUACCCACUCCUCGGGCCCGAGAUCAUGCGGUCGAUCCUCAAGGGCUUACGCGAAGCCAAGAUCCCCUUCCUCUUCGCCCACUCUUCCGCUGUUUUACUCACACCUACCGAGUUGAUCAACGAGUUUGAAGGGGAUGAGGAUGUGUGUAUUGUCAAGCACGCUCCUCAAGUUUCUGUUCUGGCGAACGAGGCUACAAGGUUCUUUGUCGCCGAGAUUGCCGCUCAGCUCGAACAAGCCGGUAUCGCUAUCGACUUGAAGCAGACCAAGACUUUCAAGGACCCUGCGCACAACAAGCUCUAUGACGGUACUGUGAUCGUCGGUACAGAGCAGGCUAUCAAGGAGGAGCUGGCUUCUGUCUUUGAAGCGUUGAAGGGUGCCGAGUAUGAGAAGAUGGUCCGGAAGUUGGGUGAGAUCCGGGCUGCUGUAGAGAAGGACAAGGAUGAGGGGAAGGCCAAGGAGGCCAUGGAGGCCUUGGGCAAGCUGGGUCUUUCUGCUUAG
This is a messenger RNA of Cryptococcus wingfieldii CBS 7118, 1503 nucleotides long. RefSeq lists its product as hypothetical. The record is from RefSeq and is a predicted model, not a curated record. The transcript is spliced from 7 exons. Lineage: Eukaryota; Fungi; Basidiomycota; Tremellomycetes; Tremellales; Cryptococcaceae. Bases 1 to 1503 code for a protein of 500 amino acids.